Messenger RNA from Cuscuta campestris, 1163 nucleotides. The record is from the annotation of a GenBank genome assembly. NCBI's taxonomy places the organism in Eukaryota, Viridiplantae, Streptophyta, Magnoliopsida, Solanales, Convolvulaceae.
AGUGCAAGUGCUAAUUAAGUUUCCAUUUCACACAUGGCUAAUAAUAAUCCAUGGUGGACGGGCCAAGUAGGGUUUUCGGGAAUGGAUCCGUCGUCGUCCUCCGCCCCCGCCGCAGUCAGGAUCAACCCGGAUCCGGCGGUGAACGACAACGAUGCCGGUGAGAUCUAUAGGGGAGAUGAGGAGGAAGAAGAAGAGAGAGAUCCCGGGGACGACGAGGAGGCGGCCUUGACGACGGCGACGAGGAGGCGGCCUCGGGGGAGGCCGCCUGGCUCGAAGAACAAGCCGAAGCCGCCGGUUUUCAUCACGAGGGACAGCCCCGACGCGCUGAGGAGCCACGUCUUGGAGGUGGCGAACGGGGCCGACGUGGCGGAGAGCAUCGCCCAGUUCGCGCGGAGGAGGCAGAGGGGUGUUUGCGUCAUGAGCGCCACCGGCACCGUGACGAACGUUACCCUAAGGCAACCGUCCUCUCCGACCGGGGCCGUCGUGGCGUUACACGGCCAGUUCGAGAUACUCUCAUUGACCGGCGCGUUCCUCCCCACCAACACAGUCCCGUCGGGCCCGACGGGACUGACUGUGUACCUAGCCGGUGGACAAGGGCAAGUUUUGGGAGGGAGCGUGGUGGGCUCCCUCGUCGCGUUUGGACCGGUCAUGGUGAUCGGUUCCACGUUCUCAAACGCCGCUUAUGAGAGGCUGCCCUUGGAGCCGGAUGAUCACCAGAGAGACCAUCCGGCCCCGCUCAGAGUCGGUGAAACUCCACCACGGCUCGGUGCAGUGGAUCCGUCUCUGGUGCCAUUGGGUCUAUACAAUUCCCCCCCAAAUGUGAUGCCUAAUAGCCAUGAAGCCUUUGGUUGGGCUCAUGGCGGCCGGCCUCCAUUCUAAAAACCUAAAAAGGUCUGAGGAAGCCUUCGGGAAUGGGGCUCAUCCUUCUUUUAUUGAUAAAAAGUACACAAGUGCACCGACGUUGGUGUACAUUUGGUUUGUACACCAACGUCGGUGUAGCUCUCUUGCCCUGUUUAGCUACUCAUGUCGGGUCCGCUCUUUGCCCGAAAAGCAAUGUUUUGGAGAUCAGACUGGGAAUCAAACCAAACAAGUUAGUAGGUCAGAGCUUAAUCGGUCGGACAGAUUGAACCAGACCUUCGACUCAAUCAACGUAUUCGUAACUA